UUCUAUCGUGACGUCAUCAGGGCUCGAACGUGUGUUGGGUGCAUGGCGGGCGAGGUGGAGCACGUUCACGUCGGGAAAGGAGAGUCCGAGUGAUAUUCGUACCACAGCAACUGGGGUAUUCAGUCGGACCGGUGUUCGCGGGUACAUCGAGAUUUUAUCGGGACCGCUACAUGAUUGCCUCGGCGCUGGGAGAGAAACCCCCCGAGGAAGAUGUCUGACACGGAGUCAUCGCCUUAUCGCCACGAACCGGUGGAGGAUUGGUACAUCGUGGGAGAGGAAAUAGGAAGCGGCCAUUUUGCAGUAGUAAAGAAAGUUGUGUGCAAAAGGAGUGGAACAGAAUUUGCAGCAAAAUUCAUCCGGAAAAAACGGGCAUCAACAAGUCGAAGAGGGGCACGAAGAGAGGAUAUUGAGAGAGAGAUUUCCAUCCUGCAGGAAUUGAACCAUGUGAAUAUCAUCAAACUGUACGACAUAUUUGAGGACAAGCAGGAUGUGACACUCAUCUUGGAACUGGUUUCUGGUGGUGAGUUGUUUGACUUUAUAGCAGAGAGGGAUGUCCUACAUGAGUCUGAAGCCACAGCGUUCAUCGCUCAAGUGCUGGAGGGGCUGGCCCACAUGCACCUGAAGAACAUAGCACACCUGGAUCUCAAGCCAGAAAACAUACUCCUGACCAACAGAGCCCAGGCUAUAAUCAAGCUGAUCGACUUCGGCAUCUCCAGAAGAAUAGAAGAUGGCAAAAAUGAAAUCCAGAUGUUGGGAACACCUGAGUUUGUAGCCCCUGAGGUCAUAGCAUAUGAACCACUAGGCCUCUACACAGACAUGUGGGCUGUGGGUGUGAUAACCUAUAUUCUAUUGAGCGGUUGCUCCCCAUUCCUGGGGGAUAACAAGCAGGAGACGUUUGCAAACAUCUGUGCAGUGGACUUCUCCUUUGACGACGAAUUCUUUGGGAACACCAGUGACCUCGCCAAGGAUUUUAUCAGGACACUUCUAGUUAAACAUCCCGGGAGGAGAGCUUCUGUGACUGAUUGCCUCUCACACCCUUGGAUCAAGCCAAUAAAUGACAGACAGAAGGAAGAACGCAAGGAGGCCAAGACAAACCUGGAGAGAUUUAAGACAUUCAAUGCAAGAAGAAAAUGGAAGCAAUCGCUGAAGGUGGUCUCCCUUUGCAACCGCCUGUCACGCAGCAUCAAGAACAGAAACAACAUGAAUGGGGAGGAGACACAGGAAGAGGAUGAGGAGGAGUCUUUUGUUCUGCGGACACUUUUCCACUGCAUCGAGGACAGCAACCUGGGGGGGAUCCGCCACCUGCUGCAGUCUCUCACCAGCUUCGACAUCAACCAAGCAAACAAGCAUGGUGAAACUGGUCUGCAUCUUGCAGCAGGCUACGGACACAUGGACAUCCUGAAGUUUCUAAAAGAGCAAGGUGCCAAGAUGGACAUUAAGGAUAAGCAUGGUGAUAAUGCGGUGUACUGGGCAGCCAGGCAGGGGCAGGUGGAGGCCAUCAAAUUCCUGAAGGACUAUUGUCCCCUGGACAUUCAGGACAAGUCUGGUGAGACUCCGCUCCACGUCGCAGCGCGGUACGGCCAUGCGGACGUCGUGGAGUACCUCUGCAGCCUGGGCGUGAAUAUGAAUCUGCAGGACAAGCCCUUGGAUCUGCCCGGUUCUGCAGCAACCAUCAAACGGAAGCCCAAGGCUCAGGGAGGAUCGCCCCCGAAGGAGGAACUCAUGGGACAGAUGGAGCAGCUCGGCCGCACCGACCUCAUCCGGCUGGUCUCCCUCCUGGAGCAGGAGCUGGGAGAGAGGGACAAGACCAUCCGCAUCCUGAAAUCCCAGGAGAAGAGCCAGUCGGAAGUCAUCGAGAACAGGUACGGCAUCUCGGACCCCUUCGCCGCGCUCCAGCGGGACGCCAAGAGUCUGCGGGAGCCGCAGGAUGUGACGCCGGUGCACGCCAACUCUGCUCACCACCUGGAAGGACUGAUCGAGCAGCAGAAGAUCACCCAUCAGAAGAUGGUGGGUCAGCUGAUGACCACCGAGAAGCGUCAUCGGAAGGUCGUCCAGGAGCUCGAGGACGAGAAACGGAAGUUCCAGCAGUUCAAGACGCAAGCGGAGGACAUCACGUUUCUACUGGAGAACGAACGGGAAAGGCUUCGGAACCAGCUCGAACAUGCGGUGGAAGAAGCCAAAAGGAAGGAGAAGGAUCAUGAUAAGACUACAAAAUUGUUGAAGGAAGACUUGACAAAGUUGAAGUCGUUUUCACUCACGCUCGUUAACGAACGUAAAAAGCAUCUGAACAAGUUGGCCGAAGGCCAGAUGAAAAUAGAGGAACUGGGUCAACUUGUUGAUGAUGACCACAUGCAGGUGGAAGACCUACGGAUAGCCCUGGAAGAAGAGCGUAGGAGAAAUGGCGAACUGCAGGCAAAGUUGGAUCAUCACAUUCUGACAGGGGAAGUGUCUAUGGUAGACGCUUUAAAACUCCAAGUCAAGGAGAUGGAGAAAACUGGACAGAAGCUUGUCAAGACUGAGCAGACUGAACAGAAGCUAAGAGAACAACUCGUACACGAAGGCAACAAGGUAAAAGUGCUUACCGCUGAAGUCGAGAUCCUGAAAAAACAAAUAGAGGAGUUGGAAAGCGUGGAAGAAACUCUCCACAAGUCACAGUCAGAGUGCAGGGACCUUAAGGAAAAGAUGAAAGAAUCUGAAAAUGUCAACUCCAGCUUGGAAAUCAAGGUGACAAAACUGGAGAACACCUUGCAGGGAAUGAUGGUGGAGGAGAACAAGAAUGGGAUCAACGGCACAUCCAAGGAUGUUGCCUCGAACGGUGAGAAGGAGGACCAGGCAAAGAAAUUGAACAGUGAGCUGAUGGGAGAGGUUAAAGCACUGAAAAAACAAUUAGAUGAACUGAAGGUGGUGAAGCAGAGGUGGGACGAGGCCGAGGAGGAAUGUACAAAGCUGAAAAAGAAGCUUGCCAGUGAAGAAAAGCUGUCCAAGGAGCUCUCCGGAAAGCUGGACGAGUUGGGUGCAGAAGUGUGCAGUCUGAAGGAAGUUGUAGAAAGUGCUGGCAAGAAAGAUUCAGCACAUAACAAGCUCACUGGCAAACUGAAGCAGGAGCAGGAAAAAGUAAAGGAGCUGACAGAAGAAAUCAAAAGACUGAAGAAAGAGCUAGAAUCAACAGAAACUGUUAGCUCCAAAACGGGCGAUAAAGGAAAAACAGGCACUCCCAGUAGGGAAAUCGAUCAGCUCAAAGCAAAACUGAAGGACCAACAAGCAAAAGCUAAACUUCUUAAUUCAGAGGUGAACACUCUAAGGAAACGUGUCGAAAAGCACAAAGACACUGAGCUAAUGUUGGUUCAAACCGAAGCAGAGUGUAGGGAAUUGAAAGUAAAACUAGCCCAAGAAGAAAAGAUGCAAAGAGAUCCAAAUUCAGCCUUAGUGCAACUACGAGACCGGCUGAACGAAGAACAAGAAAGAGUGAAGGAACUAACAGGCAAGCUGAACGCAGAAGAUAAAGAAGUCGAGACCCUGAAGUUAAAAUUGUCAGAGAUUCAAGAAAAUGUCGACAAAUAUGAAACCUUGCAGAAAACUUCCAAGAAAGCUGAUCUGGAUCUGAAGCUGGCAAAAGCCAGGUUGACAGAAGAACAGACGAAAUCAAAGUUGUUGAACUCGGAAGUCUCCACAUUAAAGAAGAGGAUGCUCAAGAACGAAGUGACUGAACAGAACCUGUCGAAAGCAGAAGAUGAGAUCAAAGAGCUGCGGGGGAAGCUCCUCACUCAGGAGUCUGCCACUAGAGAGCUGAGUGCCAUCAUCGACAACCUCAGGAUCAGAAUCAAAGAACUGGAGAAGUCUGGUCCCCAGGGUGCACCUGCACCGGAGGAGGUCAGGGGGGCCGUCGGACGACCGACGCGAGUAAGCGCUCAGACGCAGACAGACUCUCCAGCCGUUUCCCCCACGCUGUUUGACGUGGAAGGUGACGUUUCCCUGCUGGGAAUGAUCAGGAAGUCGGUCACGAAGGCCGCCGACAGAAAGAUGGGCGAUCAGGUGGAGGAAUACUUGGACAGGAGAGAAUUUCUGGACAGACGUAGCGACCUCGCAGAAACCCUGAGGUUACGAGCUCAAGCCAAACGAGACAGCGGCAUCGACGUGUCUCCUGAAAACAGUGUCGUUUCCGACGGCGAGGACCAGAGAGGGGCACAGACCCCGUCCCCAUCCCCUACCUCUGCUGCCAAGCCUGUAGGCAGGUUCAGAAUAACUCCUACCACCUCGGGAGGUACAGUGAUAACCCCCAUACAGUCUCCCCCCGGCUCGGGCCCCACCUCUCCUGUAGGAUCCAGACCGGGCACACCCGUGGGGGCCACGACGAUGGGAAGCGUUAGCAAAGCCGUCUUCAAGUUCACUACAGAUGCACAGAGCGGUAAGGCUCAGCUGAAGAGCUAUGGCUCGAUGUACACCAGUCCGGACAGCACCAUCAACAUCAAGUUAAGCCCAGGGUACGCUGACGAGGACUCUACAGCACAACCGCAGCAGCAGCAGCAACAGCAACAACAACAGAAAACCAAACAAGGAGCUAAAGUCAAGAGCCAAUUGACUGUAACUCCAGCCAACCAACCCCAGAGCAGUGACGAGGCAGCAAAACCAGCAUCCGGCAGUAAAAAGCCGUCAUUGAUACCUCGUUUUGUCUCCACACCCGGAAAAGGCAAUGCCCAGAAAAGUACUGAAACCAGCAAUCAGAAAGAUCCCCCCACAACAAGGAAGGUUGAGUCCAGAAUCAAGACUCAAAUGUUGAAGCUGCAGAUGCAGUCUCAGUCAUAUUCUGGACGAGAGCGAUCCUUCGAAAAAAAACUACUCAUUGGAGGUAAAGUGGCGGACAACAAAUACUGUAUUUAUGAUGAGGAACUGUGCUAUGCCCGUGUAUGGACGAAGAUCGCUGUGACAGGAAAAGGGUGCCUUAUACAAAGCAGGAUCUCUGUGACCGAUCUUCUGGCAUCUCUCCUUCAAAUGUGGAGAAAUUACACUGAGGAUGGAGAGACUGCCCUUCAUUGUGCGGCUUGGCACGGAUACAGCAAUGUGGCCCAGCCUCUCAUAUCCUCCAACUGUAACCUGAACACUAGGAACAAGGUAAGGACACCACAAGAUUAUUAUGAGAAACAGAAAGUCGGGAAUGAUCACAGGGAGGCUUACCUGUGCAGAGUCGGGGCCAAAGUCAACCUGGCUGAUAAGAAAGGGGAUACUGCUCUGCACGAGGCUUGUAAGGAGGGCUGCUUACCUGUGGUGUUGGCUCUGUACAUGGCCAACUGUGAACUGAACAGACCCAACUUGGAUGGGAUGACUCCUUUGCACACAGCAGCCCAGUACGGUCACAUUGAGGUGGUAAGGUCCCUCUGUCUGGCCGGGUGUGAACUGCAGCACAAGAACAUGAAGGGGGUGACAGCGGAAGUUGUGGCAGUGGCCAAUGGACACGACGACAUCUCGGAGCUUCUAGGCAGGCUGAGAAUGGAGCAGAGCAGAGAGACGUACGUGAACCAGCUGCUGCCGACAGACACGCUGAUGACUAGGGUGAAGAUUAAGUUGUUUGGGCACAGCACAGUAGGGAAAACGUCCCUUAUUGAAGCCCUGAAGUGUGGAUACUUGAAAGGCCUGUUCAGAAGGAGGAGAUCCAGCAGUAAUGCCAUCGGCUACUCCAGCAGCUCAUCACAUCCCAAAAAAGGAUUUGGCAGCAAGGACAAUGGCUUUGCUUCCAGAAGCUUGAACCUUGACCCCCGGGCAACCCCACCCCACCAGUCAAAGACACGGACACAGUUUGAGUCGACCAGGGGGAUUCACGUGCAGCAGGCAACCAUACCAGGUGUGGGAGAGUUCAGCAUCUGGGAGUUUUCCGGCCAGAUUCAGUACUUUGCCACCUACGAGCACUUUAUAUGGGACAUUUCAGCCAUCCACAUUGUUGUCUUCAGCCUGAAGGACACCUACGAGACGCAGAUGGAACAAGUGUGCUACUGGCUCAACUUCAUCCACACAGUCAGUGCAGAGAAGGAACCAAUAGGGUUUGCAGCAGUGCCAGUGCACAAGCCUACCGUACUUCUGGUGGCCACUCAUGCCGACAUCGUCAACAGUCCGCGAGCCUUCUCUGGGGAAUACGUCAGCGGGGUGGGGUCUGUCGUCUUCCACGAGAUGAAGAACAAGUUUGGGCACCUCUUUGACAUGGUGGAGCGGCUGUUUGUCCUGGACACCAAUGCCUCACAGUCCCGAGACAUGAAGCUUCUUAGAACAACCCUGGCAGAACUAAGAACAAAAGCCUGCCAGGCUCAGCUGCGGAUGACGGACCUGUGUCAGCACCUGGUGACCACCCUCCCCUUCUGGAGGAGGAUGUUCAGCACCUUCCCCGUCCUGACCUGGCAGCAGUUCCUGGACGGUGUCCACAGGGACCUGAACCCCCUGGUCAGUCAGGACCACCUGAGGGAGAUCACACAGCAGCUCCACUGUCUGGGGGAGGUGGUCUGCUUCGAGACUGACGUCCUGCAAGACCUGAUCGUCAUCGACCCCAAAUGGCUCUGCACCAGCCUCAUCGGGCAGCUCCUAUCACAUGACUCCAUGGACCAAUCGUGUUUGGCGGGCUGUUUCAGCUUCAGCCAUGUCCAGCUGUACUUCCCGGAGACGGACGCUGUUGACAUCUUCCAGCUCCUGGAGGCAAUGGACAUGUGCACGCACUCCCCCCGGGGAGGGAUGUACGAGUUCCCCUGCGUCAUCCACGGGGAGCCCGUCCACAACCUGUGGGAGGUGGGUGAAGGCGCCCGCAGGAACCUGGUGUACGGCGGUGUGAGGAUGCUGGCUCCCGGACAGGUGUGCCCCCUGCCGGAGGGGCUGUUCCCCCGGCUGCAGGUGUGCCUGAGGAGGUGCUACCAGAUGGAGACCGAGGAACAGCAGGAGCCGGUCAUCCUGUGGUACCGCGGAGCCAAGUGCAACAUCGGCAGGGCGGAGGCCAUGAUCUCCCUCUCAGACGACGGCAAGGCGUUGGAGGUCGUGGUGCGGGGCUUGUCGGACUCCAGGAAGGAGACCUUCCGAAUCCUGGAAGAGCUGAUGGGGAUCGUGUAUCAAGUCUUGUCGGACGUUUACCCUGGCCUCUUCCUGGUGAAGCACGUGCUCAGCCCCUCCCAGCUCAAAUCCCACGACGCAAACAUCACGAGCUAUUCCUUUGCCAGCAUCCUUGCAAGCCAGGGAGAGGACAACACGCUGAAGCCAAACGACGACAGAGGCGUCGAGGAAUCCUUCUCGGACGUCUUCUGUUUUGGGAGCGAGGAGGUGUUCUCCCGGGCGUCAGUGGGGAGGGACAUCCACGUGUCCUACCUCAGCACCCACACCAGGAGGGAGCUGUGUCGGAUGCUGGACCCCCCGGACCCCAUGGGGCGGGACUGGUGCCUCCUGGCCAUCUCCCUGGGCCUGAUGGAGUCUCUGCCCCAGCUGGACACCUCCAGCAGCCCCCAGGGCAGCCCCACGGACAGGACGCUGCAGCUGUGGGGCUCGCGGGAGAGCAGCACCAUCGGCACCCUGCUGGACUGUCUGAAGACCCUCGGGAGGAAGGACGUGGUGGACGUCAUCAUGAGCGAGGCGCCGCUGUUCGUCCACCAGUCCUGGGACAGCGCGACGGACUUCAAUGCAAAGUCGUUCAACUCCCUGAACACUGUGGCUUCCAGAUGAAGCCCCGGAACAUUAUCCAGUGCACUGCAGUUGUAGUCUGUACAGUUGAGCCUCUAUUAUCAUGAUGUUUGCUUUGUUGCUGCCAUGUUGCACAUGUUUCUGAUCAUUAGAACUGGCACAAUCAAGCAAUUUAGGAAAGCAAUAUUUUCUGGAUAAAUACUGUAGUGCUGCAAAGUUACUAAGCUUGCUUUCAUGGUACAAAACACCUGAUAUACAGUGCCAGCAGUGUCCAUCAUUAGCCCAACUGUUACAAUAUGUAGUAGUGCACUGCAAACCUUUACAAGCAUUGGGACACUCCCUUGUACAGUGUUAAGCCUUUAUGUAAGAUCUCCUGUACAGUAUACAAGUACCAACAGGAAGUUGGCAACCCCAUCUGUAUGUAUAACAACAGCAAAUUUAUACGAUACAUGCAACAGUCGGGUAUAUUGAACAGAAGGUAGUAUGGUUUCCCAAGCUUCUUCAUUGCUUUGUAUAUACUAUAGAUAAACAUUAUAUAAACAGGGCCAGUGCUUAACCUCAUUCCUAAAGGCAACCCUCCUGUAGAUAAAGAGACAGAGAUUAUUUUCUGGAACACGUAAGUUGACGAUGUUCUCCUAGUGCAGCACCUGUACAGAAAACACACGUAGGAGUUUAGAUCGAGAUAGACAGACUGUACGUAAGCAUUAACUCAUUUGUACAGUCUUUGAAGGAAUGCUCUCCCAGAAUAUUGUAUGUUGAAUCAUUAAGCUAAGUGUGCAGGUACAAUUGUCCAUGUUGUUAUGGUUUUGUUCUAAAGAUGCCAUCAAGUGCAGUAGUCUGUUACUUGACUACAGUGCAAUAUGUUUACCAUAUGUAUUACAUGUAUUAUUAUUUUUUGUUUUAUGUAUAUUAUUGUGGUCAUGUUGCAUUACCUCUAUUUAUGUCAUACAAGUCAAUAUAUUAUGUAUUUUACUAGAACAUAUACCACACUGAAUA
Molecule: messenger RNA, 8637 nt
Organism: Branchiostoma floridae (Florida lancelet)
Lineage: Eukaryota; Metazoa; Chordata; Leptocardii; Amphioxiformes; Branchiostomatidae
Product: death-associated protein kinase 1-like
Exons: 30
Coding region: 211-7683 (2490 amino acids)
Biological process (GO): protein phosphorylation; intracellular signal transduction; positive regulation of apoptotic process
Cellular component (GO): nucleus
Molecular function (GO): protein binding; ATP binding; protein serine/threonine kinase activity
Source: RefSeq, a predicted model, not a curated record